Messenger RNA from Hibiscus syriacus, 737 nucleotides. RefSeq lists its product as uncharacterized. The record is from RefSeq and is a predicted model, not a curated record. The transcript has a single exon. NCBI's taxonomy places the organism in Eukaryota, Viridiplantae, Streptophyta, Magnoliopsida, Malvales, Malvaceae. The coding region runs from base 72 to 647 and encodes 191 amino acids.
AUCUCUCUUUUUUUGCUUUAACCCUCUUUGUCUCUUAAAAUUUACCCAAAGAUUCUUAAGAACACACAAAGAUGGAAAUGGGGAGAAGCCCACCAGUAGCAGCAAAGAAGCUAUGGAGCAUUGUACGGAUAGUGCUCUUCAUGUUAAAGAAAGGCAAAUACAACGCCGGGAAAGCCAUCAGCAACCUCGUCUUCCACCAGAAAGUGCAAGACCAUCUCUCUUCCUUCAGUUGUCGCUCCAACGACGCUCUCUCCUUCGUCUCGCCGCGAGACUACGAGUUUAGUUGCAGCAACAGCCCGGCUUUUCACCACCACCACCACCACAGGCGCAGACACCACUACAACAAGUCCAACUACCGAUACGACGACGUCACGACCUUUUCUGCGGUGCAAAAGGUUCUCGAGAUGUUGAACAACGAGGCCGCGGCGGAGUCGUCUUUUUCACCGAUGGUUUCGCCGGGGUUUGGACGGAGUCCUUUGGGAAGACAACUGAGAGUGACGGACUCGCCUUUCCCGUUGAAGGAUGACGGAGAUAGUCAAGUGGAUAUGGCGGCGGAGGAGUUCAUAAACAAGUUUUACAAAGAUCUUAAGCUACAGAAAAUAAUGUCUGCCUUUGAAUCGCCUUCUCAUAACAGAUGGGAACGAUGAUGACGAUGACGACGUCUUCCAUAUAUAUAUAUAUAUAUACCUUUGAUCCAUUUGGCAGUUCAUGUGAGAAUUUUUUUCUGACAAAGUCUG